Molecule: messenger RNA, 647 nt
Organism: Tinamus guttatus (white-throated tinamou)
Lineage: Eukaryota; Metazoa; Chordata; Aves; Tinamiformes; Tinamidae
Source: RefSeq, a predicted model, not a curated record
AUGGCUGCCGAGCUGGAGUUCUCUCCACCUGAAAUCCCUGAACCCACAUUCAUGGAGAAUGUGCUACGCUACGGACUCUUCCUUGGAGCCAUUUUCCAGCUUAUCUGUGUGUUAGCCAUAAUCCUACCAGUUUCCAAGUCCCACAAGACAGACUCGGACAGUUUUGAGCCUAAGAGUUCAGAAGUAGUGAAGAAGCCAAAGGCAACUGCUCCACAGAUGAGCAAGAAACCCAAGAAGGAAACGAAAAAGAAACGAUAAAGGCCUUGCUACUGCCAUUCUUUACCUGUCAGGGGACAAGGGAGUGGACUGGGAGGGCUUCUGCAUAGAUUUCUAACAAGCGAAGAGAGCUUCAUGUAUCCAGGACUUCACUCGACAUGAUUAAUGUUUCAGUCAUCAUCAAAGUGACUUAUCUCUUGUCUGAUGGGUAGAAAGGCUUGUGGUCUUAUCUCUUCUGCCCUGGCCAGGAUUGCAUUAAAGUCCCUGUGGAAGGUGGAGUGUGGGUUUGCUACUGCAGAUACCACUUUUAGUUGUAUUUUUGAAAGCAGAGGGAUCAAAUGGAUCAAGGAUACCACACUACACAGCUUUGUAUUCAUCUGUAUUGUCAUCUUGCCUGAAAUACAUAGCUGCAUUUUAUGGCUUAAUAAUAA